Lactuca saligna is the source of this 614-nucleotide messenger RNA. The record is from the annotation of a GenBank genome assembly. NCBI's taxonomy places the organism in Eukaryota, Viridiplantae, Streptophyta, Magnoliopsida, Asterales, Asteraceae.
AUAGAUAUAAGGUUACUGUCACCGACUCACAUCCACCGAUCCAAAUACAUCCCUGUUCUUUCUAGAUAUCUCCCUCUUCUCUGUCACCUUCCUCACUGCUCAUAAAAGAAAUAGACCACCGAUCGACCAAACUAGAGAGAGGUAGCAAAAAACCGAACAGAAACAAAAGGACUCGAAGGCGACGGUGAGAGAUUGAAGUAAAUCCAACCAAUCUUAGGUGAGCAAGAAGGAAUGAUGGGGUCAAGGGUAGACGCAAGCAUUGAGGUAGUCGACGAUGACAGAGUGCAAAGGAGCUGUGGGGAAGUGGGUGUUAAUGGUGACUGUACGUACACUGACGAGCAUAGUUGUAAUAGUGGGAAAGGCUUAUCUAAUCGCCUCUGUGCAAUCCUCACCAUUUCAGUGAGCCCUGCCUUCGUUGAAAAUCUCAUGUGGUUCAAUGGCAAGAUAAACCAGGAAAGCCAGACUUUAAGGCAAAGAAAUGAAGAUGAAGGUUGAUGUUUAUUUGUUACAGUGUGAUCACAUUUAAUCUCUUUGAUCACAUUUAAUCUCUUUGAUUUGUUUUAAAGGUUGAUAUUAGUUUUUUUUUUAUUUUAAAAACAUGUGAUCACAUCUAA